Molecule: messenger RNA, 339 nt
Organism: Micromonas pusilla CCMP1545
Lineage: Eukaryota; Viridiplantae; Chlorophyta; Mamiellophyceae; Mamiellales; Mamiellaceae
Exons: 1
Coding region: 1-339 (112 amino acids)
Source: RefSeq, a predicted model, not a curated record
AUGUCCGCGGAGCAGCUGGCCGCGCCGGUGUUCUCCGCGGACGAGUUCGGAGGGGAGGUCACGGCGGGGGGCUUGGUGCUUCCGAAAGCGUCGGACGGCGCCGACGACGCCGACGCCGCCGCCGCCGCCGACGACGACGACGACGCGGCGGCGGCGGCGUCGGAGGCUCCCGCGUCGUCGAGCGGCAGAGAGGGGGGAACGAUCGACGACGACGAGUGGCGCGAGCGCGUCGCGGAGGAGAUCGACCUGAGCCAGGAGCCGCCCGGGUCGUACGUCGUGAGGGACUGGAAGGGAGACCCGAUGGUGGUGUACCCCGGGGACAAGCUCGGGCGGAUUUGA